Molecule: messenger RNA, 531 nt
Organism: Monoraphidium neglectum
Lineage: Eukaryota; Viridiplantae; Chlorophyta; Chlorophyceae; Sphaeropleales; Selenastraceae
Exons: 3
Coding region: 1-531 (176 amino acids)
Source: RefSeq, a predicted model, not a curated record
AUGGCGCAGCCAAGCGCGCCGCCCGCGCCGGAUGGCCUGGACCGGCACAACUACGACAAGGACUUCUGCACGAGCGCCUUCGAGGCGUUCAACGAGUGCAGGGCUGCGCUGGCGCGCGCACAGGCCGAGGAGCGGGCAAACGGGCCAGAGAGAGACCCCGUGGUCGCCCUGUUCAAGGCCAUUUUUAGGUCGCUCAAGGGCAGCAUUGAUAGCUUCAGCGGCGCUGGCGGCAGCGGCGGCGACGGCAACAACGCCGCCCAGGGCGGCGGUAGCGGCGGCACACAGCAGCAACAGCAGCAGGCGGGAGCAGCCGGGGAGGAGGAGGAGAAGCCAUGGCGGCGGAAGAGGCGCGAGCAGGAGGAGCGGCGGCGGCAGCAGCAGGAGGAGCAGGAACAGGCGCUGGCCAGGCAGCAGCAACAGCAGCAGCAGCAGCAGCAGCAGCAGCAGCAGCAGCAGCAGCAGCAGCAGCAGCAGCAGCAACAGCAACAGGGCGGCUGGUUUGGGUGGCUGCGGCGAGGAGGCGGGUCCUGA